AUGAACUAUGACCUGAAGAAACUAGCCUCGUGUUUGUGUGGCUCCGCUCCAUGUCUCCUCUGUGGCUGUUGUCCUUCUUCCAAUAACUCCACCGUCACCCGGCUGGUCUUCUCUUUCUUCCUCCUCCUGGGGACACUGGUGUCUGUAAUCAUGAUCUUGCCUGGCAUGGAGACGCAGCUCCGCAAGAUUCCUGGCUUUUGUCAAGGAGGUACCACAAUACCAGGAAUCGAGAACCAUGUUAACUGCGACGUGAUUGUAGGCUACAAAUCAGUGUACCGCAUGUGCUUUGCUAUGGCAUGCUUCUUUUUCCUGUUUUCCGCAAUUAUGAUUCGUGUAAAGAGCAGCAAAGACCCUCGUGCCACUCUUCAGAAUGGGUUCUGGUUCUUCAAGUUUCUGAUACUUGUUGGCAUCACCGUCGGAGCCUUUUUCAUCCCGGAUGGAACAUUUCAUGAUGUUUGGUUCUACUUUGGUAUUGUGGGCUCCUUCAUGUUCAUCCUGAUCCAGCUCAUCCUCCUGAUCGACUUUGCCCACUCCUGGAAUGAGGUGUGGGUGAGGAAUGCUGAGGAAGGCAACAGCAAGUGUUGGUUCUCAGGUCUGUUGUUCUUCACUGUCCUGCAUUACGCACUGGCCUUUGCGGCAGUCGUGCUGUUGUAUCUCUACUACACCAAACCUGACAACUGCGCCGAACACAAGUUCUUCAUCAGCUCCAACCUUAUUCUCUGCGUCAUCAUAUCUGUGGUUUCUAUUCUGCCAAAAGUGCAGGAUGCCUCACCUCAGUCUGGUCUGCUUCAGUCCUCUAUUAUAACUCUGUACACUAUGUACGUCACCUGGUCAGCCAUGACCAACAAUCCUAAUCGUGAAUGUAACCCUAGUUUGCUCAGCCUGGUGUCCAAUAUCAGCACAACUGAGGCCAUGCCUACAAGCUCCCCUGGGAUGGUGCAGUGGUGGGAUGCUCAAGGCAUUGUGGGAUUGGUUAUCUUCCUCUUCUGCACCUUUUAUGCCAGCAUCCGUUCAUCCAGUAAUGCUCAGGUGAACAGGCUGAUGCAGACAGAGGAAGGGAAGGGCACUGUGGGAGGGGAGGAGGUGGGCGAAGACGGACUGCGGCGUGUUGUGGAUAAUGAAGAGGACGGCGUCACAUACAACUAUUCCUUUUUCCACUUCCACCUCUUACUGGCCUCUCUCUACAUCAUGAUGACACUCACUAACUGGUACAAACCUGAUAUAACCACUCAGGCCAUGCAGAGCACUAUGCCUGCAGUGUGGGUGAAGAUCAGCUCCAGCUGGCUGGGUCUGGGGCUCUACCUGUGGACACUUGUGGCUCCUGUCAUUUUCCUCAAUCGAGACUUCAACUGAGCUUGAGUGGGUGAGAGACUCUCACCUAUUCAACCUGGCCAUGUUUGUGCUAUGUUAGAAAUAUUACAAUCUCCAAGACUGUAAGCAAUUAGAAUCUGAAACAGACUAUUGGUGACUAGUCUCAUAGGCCUAGUAGGUACACAUAUAAAAAUGCAUGGACAACAACAAAAGUAUAUGAUGCCAUGACAAGUAUUUAAAAAAUGACACUUAAAGGGUUAGUUCACCCAAAGAUGAAAAUUCUGUCAUUAA
This is a messenger RNA of Sinocyclocheilus anshuiensis, 1602 nucleotides long. RefSeq names its product serine incorporator 1-like. NCBI's taxonomy places the organism in Eukaryota, Metazoa, Chordata, Actinopteri, Cypriniformes, Cyprinidae. The record is from RefSeq and is a predicted model, not a curated record. Gene Ontology annotation, cellular component: membrane. The transcript is spliced from 10 exons. Bases 1 to 1353 code for a protein of 450 amino acids.